Molecule: messenger RNA, 4368 nt
Organism: Paramacrobiotus metropolitanus
Lineage: Eukaryota; Metazoa; Tardigrada; Eutardigrada; Parachela; Macrobiotidae
Product: oxidation resistance protein 1-like
Exons: 7
Coding region: 1124-3844 (906 amino acids)
Biological process (GO): response to oxidative stress
Cellular component (GO): nucleus
Source: RefSeq, a predicted model, not a curated record
UCGGUGGAUGCGCGAGCCGCAACACAGAAAUCAUAACCGUCGUUAAAACGGCAUAAAUUAGUACACACCGAUAUUAGUCGGCUUCCCUGUUCCGGUAGCUGGCAGGCGUCGUGUAUUUGUACAGUAAAAUAACCCCGCGACACGACAUUAUUGGUUUUUAAUUUCACCGGAAGCACUUUUAUACCCUCAUUCAUUUUUCCCUGCGCCCUGCUUGGCCCCUGAUAGAAGGGCAAAUAAAAAUGCCGGGGAUAUAAUAUGGGCAUAGAGGAAUUCCCAGAUUGAAUAAGUACCGAGAUUAUGCUAAGUGAUUUUUAUUAUCACCCAGCCACAGUUUUCCUCCGGAACGCUGCUGUGUGUUGUGUGUGCGGGCCAUUUGCCCGAAAUCGAUAACGGAUCAAGGCACGCGCCAAAUCCAUUGAGCCAGCGCAUCUGACCACUUCACUGUAUGGCCCUGUUCACCGUUCUGUUCUCCUGUGCCGUUCGGUGGAAUUGCAUUAAAUCUUUUUUGUUAGCAUAAUCAAAUCGAGUGCGACAUAUAUGGCACUUAUUUUCUACACACGAUUCGGGAAUAUAUUAUCUGAAAAUCGCGGGACGCAGUCAGGGGAUUUCCCGCUGACAACGGGUGUCGAGAUGGUCUGCUAAAUAAAUUAGCGUAAUUGAUGGAUCGAACACGGCCGUAAUGGGAUGUUUCCCUGUUGACAAAUGCACGAUUACGACGUUUCAGCUGCUGUUGCUGCUGCUCCUUGCAUGCUUCUUGCAGCGGGCAAAAAAUCCAUAUUUCGAUAUUUGCCCAAACACUGAUUUUCCUCCAGUGUGUAGCUCUGGCAUCAAGGUUUUAAUGCCGACCAUUCAGCCGAUAUAAAGUCACAUCGUAAACGUUGGAUAUCAGUUUUAUUGACACAUCAGUCUAUUCUGGCUUCAGGUGGCUGGUGGCGUGUGUGUGCCUGUGUAUUAACGGGAAUAAAAUAUGAAUUCCAUAACUUGCUGGCUGUGCUGUGUUGCGUGAUACUGUGGCGUUGCGUGCCCAACUACCAGGGUGCGCCACUGGCCCCUAGCGUGCUCCCGCGCUUAUCCCCGCAUUCCCUGAUCUUGUCCCGUUUUUUUUUAUUAGCAGCAUGUGGUGAUGAAGAUGGCCACGCGGCGCGCUUCCUCCGCGUCCUCCUCGUCGACCAGCACGUCCAUGGGGUCGACGGGAUCGCCCCAGUCCACCCCGGAUAAGGAUGAGCAGCAUCUGCCCGUCAUCAAGAGCAAAUCCGCACCGCCCGUGGGUACCAUCGAGCACCUGGUGGCCGGCUCGGAGACGCUGGAGAGCAUCUCGGCCAAGUUCGAUACGACGCCGUCAGAGCUGGUGCGCAUCAAUAAGCUGGCGCUGCGCAUGGUCUUCCCGGGGCAGCGCAUCUUCAUCCCGGAUCGGGAGUUUGUCAAGGAGGAGAAGGAGGGUGGGGUGCAUCCUCCUCCGACAACGACCGCGCCCGCGACGACGGCCGCGCGGCGCAGCAGUUCCGCGGAGUUAUUCAAGAAGAAGUCCAGCAGCGAGCAGAUCCAGUUUCCCGGACAUAUUGAGCCUGUUAUUGUGGCGGAUGGAAAAGCUGGCGAGGAGAAAAUCCCCCCGAUUGACGAUAUCGCCGAAACACCAGAGCCCGAAGGCGGCAAAUUGGAUGAAGAAUGUUAUGCGCGCUUCCUGAAGAUCAACGCCUCAUUGAUCGUGGAAGAUGUGCAGAUCACCGACGCGGGCAACGUUUCCGGUGUCCUGCUCGUUACCCCCAACGCCAUCAUGUUCGAUCCCAACGUGUCGGAUCCGUUGGUGGUGAAGAACGGCACGGAGAAGUACGGGAUCAUCAUCCCCAUGGAGAACAUCCUCUCCGCCGCCAUCUACUCCGAAAUCAUUCCCAAGAAGGUCCGCAAGGAUUCCCGGGCGGGAUCCAUCUCCUACCAGGCGCUGCAGGGCGUCCUGUCCCUGCCGACGCACCUGGAGAAUGCCGAAACCAUGCCCGACACUCCGGAGGAAGAUGAGAAGACUAUCGACAAAGCGGAUGUUGUGAAAAAUGGGGAACAUGAGAAAACGGACGCUGAGGAGAAAAAGGAGAGUGAAAAAACGGAUGGUGUAAAAUCCCCCGAAGAACCGGCGAAAAAUGGUGCUAUUCAGGCGGAAAGGAAAAAGAGCGGUGAACUGAGGCCGGAGGAGCAGAAAAAUGGAGAUAGUGGUGAAGGGGAGAAACGCGAGGAGAUGAGCAAUAUUAAAGAGGAGUUGCCGACCAUUAGCCAUGAGAAUCCCGAAGGGGAGCUGUUGAAGGAUGGAAAGGCGGACGGGGAGGAAGAGCGACGAGAGGCCCGCCGAUUGCAGGUUGCUCACACCGUCAGUGCCCCGGAAAAGGAGACCGGGAUGGCCCGGGUACGGAAGUUGUCGCCGUUCCGCAGUCGCAAGCCCUCCAGUGAGCGGUCGUCGGUGUCGGGUGGCGAGGAGGAGCAAAGCAGCGAUGGGACACGCACAAAGAAAGGCGCACUGGCGCCGCUGCGGAAAUUAUCGCGGACGCUGAUGAUGGGCGGGAAGCGGCCGUCGGAUUCGGAUGCGGAGAGCACAUUGAGUACACCCGGCCCGAACAGCAGCGGCCCGAUGGACAACAUCUUCCAGCGUACCGGCUCGCUGCGCGGCACCAUCUCGCCCAAGAUCAAAUCCUUCGUCGACUACUCCAGCGGCCUGUUCAAUCCCGGUGAUAAUGCUGAUGAUACGGUCAAGGAGACGCCGUCCAUCAAUCCGGAGGAGGCCGCGUCACCGCUUCCAGGCGAGUCUUUCACCACGUGGCAACUGCGGCGCGGCCUGUCCCGCGAGGACCUCCUGCAGCAUGCCUCCGUCCGCCGGCAGAAAUUCGGCUAUCGCUCCCUGAUCACGAUGGACGACCGGCCGGAGCUGUUUCGCACCGUUGAAGAUAUGCUGCCGCAUCUGCAUGUGCAGCAGACGGCCGCCACCGGGAAACCGCUGUACCUGUGCGUCCGGGUGGGCGCCCCUGUCAACAAGAGCCCCAAGGCCAUCCACGGCCCGGUGGAGGCCUACGGGAAGAAGAAGCUCAAACCGGAAUACUGGUUCGCCAUUGAGCGCGACAAGGCCGAGAAGUUUUACGGAUUUCUCGUGCACUGGAAGCCGGAGGCGUACGGCACGGAGAUGAUGGACCCGGCGGAACUCGGGUUUAUGUUGUUCGAUGAGCCGGAUGAGGAGAUGCACGAGCAUUUCGCCAAGGAUUUACGAGGUAUGGCCAAAGAAUGGGAAGUGAUCGCCUUCGAUGAGGCCCGUCGGCGCGCCUUCUUCCUGGACCGCGAAGAGAGCAUCCCGCUGCCGGAGAUGCGCGGCGGGAAGAGCGACAUCCUGACGGACAGCAUGUGCCAGUCGCUGGUGCCGCAUCUGCCGGCCCGCGCCCAGGGCUAUCCCUGGCAUCUGGUCUACAGCACCAGCGCCCACGGCUUCAGUCUCAAGUCGCUGUACCGGCGGAUGCAGGAUAUCGAUGCGCCCUCGCUGUUCCUGAUUCAGGACAUCCACGAACACGUCUUCGGUGCCAUCAUCUCCUGCGGACUGAAAGUGGCCGAACAUUUCUAUGGGACCGGCGAGAGUUUGCUCUUCACAUUUGUGCCCGAGUUCAAGGUGUACAACUGGAAUGGUGACAAUCAGUACAUUGUCCGUGGACAACCGGAAAGUAUUGCCAUUGGAUCAGGAAGUGGGACCUUCGGUCUGUGGUUGGACAGUGAUUUCUUCCACGGUCGCACCCAGGAGUGCACCACCUUCGACAACGAGCCCCUGUGUCCCUGCGGGGAUUUCCAGGUGAAGAUGGUGGAGGCGUGGAGUUUCUACUGAGGAACUGGAGGAAACCGCCUGCAGCACACUGUAUAAUAUUAUACACACACCCUGCGCCUCUCUUGUCCUGACCGUCUUUUGGAUUGCUUUGUGAUCAAUGAAUGAAGUGUUAUAAUUAUUCUGCGUUGACCGGAAUUGCGCCCGCCGAUUCCCUUUGGCCUCCCUGCUCACAAUGCGCGGAUUCUUCGAUAUUAUUAUUCGAUAAUUAUUAUUCCGAUAGUGGUGCCCGAAUUGUGCGCGUGACCUUGCGAUAUAUGUUGGCGUUCCUGUUGCGGCUGGUGUUCAGAGAGUUUUAUUUCACAGAAUUUUUUCUCUUCUUGCGAAGUAUGGUGUUUGGUUGGAUGGUGUAUACUAGCAGUGGCUGGGAUUUAUGUGUGUGAUUUAUUCUUGUUUUCUUGCUUCUCCCCCCGCAGUUGUCGGGGGCAUCAGCUGUGAAUAGGGUGCGGUUUAGUCGUGGCGGCAUGCCCGUUCAUUCAUCCUGUUAAUAGUGGUGAUUAUGGAUUGAUUAAAAACUGACGAUAGAA